Messenger RNA from Notothenia coriiceps (black rockcod), 491 nucleotides. Its product is annotated as C-X-C motif chemokine 9-like. The coding region runs from base 37 to 450 and encodes 137 amino acids. The record is from RefSeq and is a predicted model, not a curated record. Gene Ontology annotation, molecular function: chemokine activity. Gene Ontology annotation, biological process: immune response. Gene Ontology annotation, cellular component: extracellular region. Lineage: Eukaryota; Metazoa; Chordata; Actinopteri; Perciformes; Nototheniidae. The transcript is spliced from 4 exons.
UGGCUAAGGGGGAUCAGUGCAGCACUCGUAUCCAGCAUGAAGCUUUAUCUUCCUUCAGCCUGUCAGCUUGCCUUCCUGAGCCUCUGCUGUGUACUGAUCACAGUGAGAGAGUCAGACAGCACGUAUGUCCCGGGCAGAUGUAUGUGUCCGCAGGCCCAACCAGGUGUCAGAGGGAAACUGAAAGAACUCACAGUUUACGAGAAAAGCCCCAGCUGCGACAAAGUCACAGUAAUAGUGGUCGUGAAGAGUAACAAUCGAGCAGUGUGUUUGAGUCCAGUAUCACCGAUGGGCAAACAGCUGAUUCGCUGCUGGAAUAGGAGUCAUAAGCUGGGUCGUGAUGUGAGGCUGUGCCUGAAGAGGAGGAGGAGGAGGGGGGGGAGAGGAGGUCAGCCACAGCGACAGAGGAGAAGCACCCAGAGCAGGAACGCCUCAUCCUCAAUCCCCCGAUAGUCAAUCAGCCUUACAAGUUGUCCAAAGUUACUGAGCGGAAA